Messenger RNA from Cherax quadricarinatus, 2253 nucleotides. The record is from RefSeq and is a predicted model, not a curated record. Lineage: Eukaryota; Metazoa; Arthropoda; Malacostraca; Decapoda; Parastacidae.
UGGAGCUGCCACCACUGCAAGUGAACCACUGUGUGAGCCACCACGGCAAGUGAACCACUGUGUGAACCACCACGGCAAGUGAACCACUGUGUGAACCACCACGGCAAGUGAACCACUCUGUGAACCACCUGCUCAAGAACUAUGUUAUUAGGCUGUCGUAUAGUGGCGCUGGCGGCAGCUGUGGUAAACUCAGCGUCCAUACUUAGUCAAGAUGUGGGUGAACCCGUGGAACAGGUGAGUGUGAUGGUGAACCAGGUGGUGGAGCAGGUGACCGUGAUGGUGAAACAGGUGGUGGAGCAUCAUCUCUCCAGCUGUCACCUGGUACUUAUCACCACUUCUCAACACUCACACAUUACCUCCGCAGUACUAAGAAGCCUGAGUGAGAGUGUGGAGGCUGGCGUGGUGGUGGAGGCUGGGUUAAUGUUCUCCAAGUACCAGCUGGAACAGAAACUGCUUUUUAAGGGUCUGUGGUACGACGUCAGAACUACUUGUCGAGGACUCAUCAUCGACCUGACUGACAUCAACAGCACCAGUCUCGUUCUCAGAUUGCUUGAAGAGUCAGGUUCAUGGAUGUUACCAGAAACUGUGGUUGUUAUGGUGGGUGGGAGGUCGACAGUGAAGGAGGUGCUCCUCCACCACAGUCUCCGCAACACUGUCAAUGCUCUCUACCUCGCCCUCCAUGAUUUCAACCUUCACCUACCACCUCUCUACCAAUACAAACGGCUUAUGAAGAAUCUCACUCAAGAAAGAGGAAAGAGAAGAGGAGUGAAGGUAUACAGACGGUGUUUGUUCUGUAACAACGGUGAACCUGACGUCCAACUUGUACACUUGGGGAACCUCCACUCAUUUCAUCUAAUAACUGACAACCUAUUUCUUGACCAGUUUAGCAAUUUUAAUGGGCACAUGUUGAGAGUUUCAUCAAAUAGAUUCUUCCCGUACACUGACUACACGUCUGGAACUGGUGAACAAGAUUCCCUGGUCACUCUCACAGACUGUAUGGAUAGCAGACUGCUCUCUGUUUUCUCCUCAGCAUACAACUUCAGCAUGGAGACUCGUGAGGCCCCGGAAAGAUCCUGGGGAUCAGAAGUGGAUGGAAAAUUUAAUGGAAUGUUGGGAAUGCUCCAGAGAGAAGAGGCCGAUUUUGGUGGACCAAUUGGAUCAGCAGCAAAACGAAUGAAAGUAAUGGAAGAAGCUAGUGCAUACGAAGUUGACAUGUUGUGCUUAGUGUCUCUCAAUCCCUCACCACUGCCACAAUACCUCUCAAUAAUCAGGCCCUUUACUGCAAGUCUGUGGUUGGUGUUGAUGACGAGUGAAGUAACGGUGAGCGUGAUCCUGUGGCUGCUACUGAGGGCGUGGAAGUGGAUUACAGGAACACAUGUUGUGAGGCUCAGCACUGCCUUCUUGUACAGCUGGGGAACGCUACUUAACAAACCACCUAAGCAUCCCUCCGUCAGUUACUCUGGCAAAGUGUUGGUAGGUGUGUGGCUGGUGUUCUGCCUGGUCAUAACAACAGGAUACAGCUCAUCAUUAAUCGCACAUCUCACAGUCCAGAGUAAGAGUAAACCUCCGGAAACCUUGGAGGACCUGGUGUCUCUGAACAACUGGAGAUGGGGUAUCGAGCCUUGGAAUAUGAAAGGAUCACCUGGAAUAUAUUUUUCCACACAUACAGAUCCUGUAGUGAAACUUAUUUAUAAGAAAAUGGAGGUUGUGAGAGCAGAGGAAGCCUUGUCUAUGGUAAAGGAAGGAAGUUACAGUUUCAUAACGACUAAGUAUUACAUUACCGUCGUCAUCCAGUCCUUCUACACGAACAUCUACGGCCAGUCUCCCUACUACAUCUCUCGCUCUGGAAUAUACUUAAACGCUGAUUUUGGAUGGGGAUUUAGGAAAGGCGCACCAUUUUUCCGGCGAUUUAACCAGCUGUUACUGCAGUUAAAAGACUCUGGCAUUACCAACCAGUGGAUGAAAGAGGUGAUAACCAGACGAGUGCGGGAGAACAGAGGAGGUGCAGCACUCCGCCCUGAGGGACUCUCCGGAAACGAUCUCAAUGCAAGUAUUGUGUUUCUUAAUAUAAUCCAGAUUCACAUCACUGAGUAUAGUCCUGGAAAUUAAGAAAAAAAAGAAUAAAGGGGGGAUAAAAGGAGAGUAAGUAUGGUUAGUGAGAGAAUGUUGCUGAUAAAAUGAUAUAUUGCCCUUCCACUAUAUAUUUAUACUUGAUUGUGAAUGUAUUUAAUUUCCAUUUUGUAAUCCAGCAUG